Bombyx mori (domestic silkworm) is the source of this 3970-nucleotide messenger RNA. RefSeq lists its product as uncharacterized. Bases 206 to 1912 code for a protein of 568 amino acids. The transcript is spliced from 10 exons. Gene Ontology annotation, molecular function: protein binding; 2-oxoglutarate-dependent dioxygenase activity. The record is from RefSeq and is a predicted model, not a curated record. NCBI's taxonomy places the organism in Eukaryota, Metazoa, Arthropoda, Insecta, Lepidoptera, Bombycidae.
GUAUGUUGUUAUGUUGAUUAAUUGAUCAAUUUAAAACCAGUUGCCAUAGAAAAUACACUACCGUGUUUAUUCAAUAUUUUUGAUAAACUUAAUAACCAGAAGCCAGUCAUUACUGAGAGAGUUGUUUUUAUCAAGAUAUACAUUUCGUAAUUCUGUUCGCCUUUAAAUAUUCUCUAUUCAGAAUUAUUGUUAUUUCUGACAAGUUAUGAGCAAAUUACCGAAAGAAACAGAGCUUAAAGAAAGUGAAAAAAAUAUUCGCAAACAAGCAAAGCAAAUUGUAGAGCGAAAAUAUUCAAAUGUUUUCAAAAGACCAACACAUUUAUUCAUGCACGAAAAAAACAUCUCCAAUAUCCCCGAACCAAAACAUCCAAGUAACAUAAUCUACGCUUAUUAUCACAACAAUAAAAUUGAAAAAAUUGAAAACAUCGAACUCUUAUACAAUCUGACGCAUUUACAUCUACAAUGUAACAGAAUAAGCAAAAUUGAAGGCUUACAGUGCCUUUAUAAAUUAAAAAAAUUGUAUUUAGGCAACAAUCGGAUUAAUGUUGUUGAGAAUUUGGAGAAUUUAAAAUAUUUAGAAGAACUACACGUUGAGAAGCAAAAUCCAGAAGGAUUUGAUGGAUUGUGUUUCGAUCCGAGGACUACUUUAUCUAUUGGCGCUUCUCUAAAGGUUUUAAAUGUAUCAGAGAAUAAAUUAACCGACGUAGCGUGGGUGAAGCCACUGCGACGUCUCGAGGUGCUGAUCGCUAAAAACAACAAACUCGAUGAUGUUAAAACAGUAGCUGAUGAUUUGUGCACACUGACCUCAUUGGUCGACGUAAAUUUUAUUGGAAAUCCCUUAACGAAGAAACAUAGAUAUAAAGAGACUUUAAUCGCUAGAUGCGCUCAAUUACGUAUAUUAGACACUGUCAUAAUUCAUACGAAAGCAAAGACAUUCCUCGAGAAUUUCGACAAAAUUAUUCGCCUGCGACAACUAAACGAACGCAACAGAAUCAGCAUGAGUAAGGAGGGCGUAGAUCAGUUCUUCGACUUGAACAUGCUUCCGGGACCAAGGGCGCAAAGUGCUCUGUCUAUUUCUGAGUAUUCGAAUCAGAAGCCUAAAGUUACGGCAAUAGAUUCGACCUACACGUUUAUGCCACGAGCUUUUUGGCGGUCACGUCCUGCGCCAGUGCCUUUCGAUAUAAUUCCAGAGAAAAAAGUGACAGUUUCAAUAACACCAAAUGGCUUAGCAGACGGUAUCACAAGUCAGUCUGGAGUUGAAUAUUUUGUGAUGCCGUGUGAGGAAGAAAUGACAAUGAGUGAGUUUUUGGCUACUUUGGAAAAUAAGAGGUCAAACUUCAUUACGUAUAUACAAAAACAAAAUUCAAAUUUGACUGAAGAUUUCUCUGAAUUGCUGGUUGAUGUAAAUCGUGAAAUACCGUUUGCGACUAAAGCAUUCAACAAGAGACCUGACGCUGUCAACUUUUGGAUGGGCGAUAAAAGAGCUGUUACUUCCAUGCACAAAGAUCCGUAUGAGAAUAUUUACUGCGUGAUAGAUGGAUACAAAGACUUCAUAUUGAUUCCACCGACAGACCUACCUUUCGUACCGUACAAAAAGUAUAAACAGGCAGAGUUCAAAAGGAACGGCUCUGAUUGGGAUAUAGUUCCUCUUAAUGACGGUGUGAACUAUGACCUGCCUUGGGUGUGUAUUGAUCCAAUGGACCCGGACUACGACCAAUAUCCCGAGUUCAAAAAAGCCCAUAUGUUCAAAGUCCGGCUGUACAAGGGCGACUCCUUGUACUUGCCCAGCCUCUGGUUCCACCACGUCAGGCAGAGCCACGGCUGCAUCGCGGUCAACUACUGGUACGACAUGGAGUUCGACGUCAAAUAUUGUUACUUCAAAAUGCUGGAGACAUUGUGCGCCAAGUAUUAAACCUGUUUUUUUUUUAUCUCAGCCACCGACUUCAUAUUAAAAACUUUUUUUUUUGUAUUAUACCGCAGCUAUAAUUGGUACUGGUGGUAGGACCUCUUGUGAGUCCGCGUGGGUAGGCACCACCGCCCCGCCUACUUCUGCCGUGAAGCAGUAAUGGGUUUCGGUUUGAUGGGUGGGGCAGCCGUUGUAACUAUACUUGAGACCUUAGAACUCAUAUCUCAAGGUGAGUGGCGCAUUUACGUUGUGGAUGUCUAUGGGCUCCAGUAACCACUUAACACCAGGUGGGCUGAGAUAUCGCCCACCCAUCUAAGCAAAAAAAAGAAGCAAAAGUCAUGAAAUCAAAUGUUUUGAUUUUUUGAACAUUUUGAUUAGUUUUUUUUUUUUCGGUAAACGUGAAAACUAUGGUUUUGUCAUCACAAACAGAACAUAGUAAGGCUGUACGGAAACUAUGUUCGAAACGAAAUGAGAUCAUAGUCCUGUGGCAAUGUCAUUAAAAAAAGUGUAUCAAGUGAGAAUUAUUAAAUGGCAGUCGUGAUAUAUAGGCACGUGAUACGGUUACCGCCAGAGCAGCGAGAUGAAAAUACAUUCGUAGCCACACAAAAAAAAAACCUAAUUUUUUCUCCUACCUACGCCGAAAGUUCGGUUUUCCUCCCGCUGUACAGGGAAGAAAGUCUAACUUUUCCUCCCUGGGUACUGACAAGUGUCAGCCCUCACGCAUCUAAAAUUCUCCGCCAUUGUUGUGCUCGGGUAAUUUGCAAUAUUGUGUUUAGUGUAAAAGUGAAAUAAACAAAAGGCAAUAAAAUUUAAUAGUGAAGUAUUAAGCAAAGAUGAGUUCAUCAGACAGUUCUUAUUGAAGUGAAACUUCUUUAUCGGCGUUGGAAAAAAAUUUACCGUCACAUUUUUCGGUUACGCGUCACAUUUUUCCGUUACGCGCCAUCUUUUUCUUCACCAUUCAUUGUUGCCGUACACAAGUGAAGGUGCCUCUUUACUCGGUAACAAUAAUUAUAAAAUACCGAUGAUUUUAAGUGGAGAUUUUAAUGUAAAUUUUGCAUCGGAAAAUUCUUUGAAGCUAGUUGAAUUUCUGAAAGAUAAAUUGAAUUUAUCCAUGAAAAACAGUCCUCAAACGUCAACAACAAGAUCUGGCACUACAAUUGAUGGAGUUUUUACUCGGUCACUAAAUUUUGUGGAAUGUAAACCAUAUAUUUCAUAUUUCAGUUACCAUAAGCCAUUAAUUACAAAAAUAUAUAAUGACAAUGACAAUGAUAGUAAUAAUUCUAUUACAAUUAAUGAAAUGCUGUAAUAAUCUUAGUAGCAAAAAGGUAAAGUGAAAUAAUUGUAUUAUUUGUAUUCAUGUCUAUGAUAAUAAAAUCCUUUUGUUUAAACUUUAUCUAAUUUAACUUUAUUUAACCAAUUUCUAGAAAGUUGCAUGUAGAUCAUUUUUCGAAAAAUAAGGCCAUAAACAAGUUUCACUUCUUACGUGUGUACACUAGUACACGCACACAUUUUUUCAAUUAGUAGUAGUUUAUUUAAAAAUUAAAAAACAGUAAAAUGGUUUUUUAUGAGUAUGGGGGGCUCCGCCCCCCUACCCCGGCCAGGGCUUCGCUCCUGGACCCCGGCUCGUUACUCCACGAACUUUCGGCCUGGUAGAAGAAAAAAUAGUAUGUGCACCGCGGGAAUAAAGUAGGACAUCUCAUCCCGCGUGUUUGCAAUUUUACACGCGGGAGGAAAUGUCCUACUUUUCUCCCUUGGUGCAAAAUGUACUAUUGAUACUUUUUUAAUCGUACAGUAUAGUAUGUAGUUAUUUACUAUAAUAAUAUACUAAAGUAAUACCAUAAGUUAGAUUUAUCAAUAAGUAAUAUAAUUAUAAAUCGUAAUGUACGUGCAAUUUUUAUUCAUUAUUAUCACUAAGAAGAGGGGGAAACUUAUGGAAUAAAUAAAAAAAAAUGUGAAAGCUAGUAGGUAUUCUAGUCAUUUUGUAUGUACCUAACCGUUUGCUUCCAUCUUUUGAACUAAUUAAAAGUAGAAAAAAAAACAUUUUAAUAAAAUAAUUGUCAACUA